ACGCAGCCACAUUAAUUAAUUAAUUAACCAAAAAAAUUAAAUUAAAAAACACGGAAACGACAAUCUCGUCACAAUCGAUGAUCGAAUCACAACCGUACAUUCGAUUAUAGCAUCAGCAUUUAGAAUAGAAGUAACCUUCAUUUCUUCUUAUCACAGAAAGAACGAAAGCGCGUUUCGUUCUCUUCGAACUCUCUGAAUCACUGAGCGAACUCGGAGAGAGAUAGAGCGAGUGAAGUUCGCGUGACUCGUCGAAGAAACAGAAACACAACACCAUGUCUGGUAUUGCUCGUGGACGACUUACUGAAGAACGCAAGUCAUGGCGGAAGAAUCAUCCUCAUGGUUUUGUUGCGAAGCCAGAGACACUGCCUGAUGGUUCUGUCAAUUUGAUGAUCUGGCAUUGUACUAUUCCAGGAAAAGCUGGGACUGAUUGGGAGGGUGGCUUCUUUCCACUUACAUUACACUUUAGUGAAGACUACCCUAGCAAGCCUCCAAAGUGUAAAUUCCCACAAGGUUUCUUCCACCCUAAUGUUUACCCAUCCGGAACUGUUUGCUUGUCUAUACUUAAUGAAGACAGUGGAUGGAGACCAGCCAUAACAGUGAAGCAAAUUCUUGUGGGCAUCCAAGAUUUGCUUGAUCAGCCAAAUCCUGCUGAUCCUGCCCAGACAGAAGGCUAUCAUCUGUUCAUCCAGGAUACAACUGAGUAUAAGAGAAGGGUCAAGCAACAGGCAAAGCAGUAUCCCCCUAUUCUCUAGUGCUAUCAUCAGCUUAAUUAAGAAACUACUGUUAGUGUGGUAGAUGUUUGCUCGUUCCUUCUGUCAAAACUGUUUUGUUGUGAUCAUUGGCUUGUUGCAUAACAUGCAGACACCAAUGUUUUCACUAUUCAUGCUUACUCUCAGAUCUCGAUGAAGUGUUGAUAUAUAAAACUAUGUGAAAGUCAACCAAUGAAUACUUGUUGGUGGCUCAUGCUGUGCCUAAUGUUUGCUACUACAUUUCUUAAUGAUUGGAUAAUUACUGUAAUGAAUUAUGGCUAAUCUCUCAGGAACUUCUCAUUUCUGGAUAUGUUGUUUCCUUUUUGGAUAUCAAACAUAAACCCCAUAUUGGCCAGCCA
Messenger RNA from Trifolium pratense (red clover), 1108 nucleotides. RefSeq names its product SUMO-conjugating enzyme SCE1. The transcript has 5 exons. The coding region runs from base 273 to 752 and encodes 159 amino acids. Gene Ontology annotation, cellular component: nucleus. Gene Ontology annotation, molecular function: SUMO conjugating enzyme activity. Gene Ontology annotation, biological process: protein sumoylation. The record is from RefSeq and is a predicted model, not a curated record. NCBI's taxonomy places the organism in Eukaryota, Viridiplantae, Streptophyta, Magnoliopsida, Fabales, Fabaceae.